This is a messenger RNA of Maudiozyma saulgeensis, 1623 nucleotides long. The record is from the annotation of a GenBank genome assembly. NCBI's taxonomy places the organism in Eukaryota, Fungi, Ascomycota, Saccharomycetes, Saccharomycetales, Saccharomycetaceae.
AUGAAUAGAACAGAAUCGUCUGUAAUUUCGAACAUAAAAGAGAUCCUCGUGACAUCUCCGACUUCUGUUGAAAUCUAUAAUACUGUCCUCGAAACUUUGAAUCCUAUAGUCAUCAGAACAGCACAGGAUGAAAUUUAUAGGACCAAUCUGGCCUCAACUUUUGAAAUAUGGCAGGAGUUGAGCGACUCCAUUGGAAAUUGCAAUAUAUCUCGUGUGAUUCAAAUGAAUAAUGAAAAGUUAACAUUUUUGUAUCUAAGAACACUUCGUGGUGCAUUAUUACUCCUCAGAAACCUAUCCGCCUCAAACCAGGACAUAGCACAGCAGUUGCUGAUCCAAAACAAAGUUGUACGGUUAUUCAUUACUCUGUCUGCGUCUGAUUUGGAAAAUACUGAAAUGGAAACUUCUAUAUACAUCACUGCUCUGACUUUCUUACAUAACGUCUCAAAAAUUUCGGUACUGUUCGAUAAAGCAAUGUUAGCUGAGCUAAUGUCCUUUUUGAAAUAUCCUCUGCAUCAUCCAGAUAAUACAAAUGACAUAAUUUAUCCGUACCUACUUUUUUUUGAAAACUUAUUGCAAAGUGAUGACUUUCUAUAUUAUUUCUUUAGACACGAAGAGAAGGAUUCUAUAUUGUAUGAGUUUUUAAUAAUCAAUAUAAUGCAUUCACAUUCUCAUCUUUUCAAGUACUUAAUAGUCAAUGAUAAAUUAGGAUUGAAUUCUACUGAAGAGGAGGAUAUUCAAAAUAUUGAAAAGGAAAUGAGUAAUGUGGAUCUAGCGAUACUCAGAUGCUUUCGUAAAAUUAUUGCUAAUGAAUCUUUCUCACCAUACUUACUAAAUUUAGAAGAAACAAAACCGGAAACAUUUAUGAAUCUUCUCAGAAUAGGUCAAGUCGUAGCUACUAGUAUAGAGAAAUGGGAUAAAUAUGAACUUACCGGAAUCAUGUCGUGGUGCUUUAAAAUAUUCUAUAAAACAGCCUUGGAUAUUAAAAAAUACUUCGAGAAAGGCACUGAUAACAUCACCAUUGCUAAAAUAUUACACCAAAAGAUAGCCAGUACACUAGAUAUUAUGUCGUCAUUCUCUAGAUACGAACAUAUCCAAAAAUAUAUAUUAUCAUACCAAGGGUUAGACAAAUUAAUUGACCUUCUUGGUAUCUUCCAAAAAAAUUUAAUCAGAAUCAACUUUAUUAAAGACAAAUCAGGUUCUGUUCAAAAUUUUAAGACAUCUGAUUCAAUGGGUAACAAAAUUACAGAUAGCACAAAAAUCAGCAGUAGAGUCGAUUAUCACAAUUUUAAUAUCCUAGCAACCAAUUUUCCUGAGUCAAAACUGCUUAUUGUUGAAAUUUUAGGAAACCUGUGCUAUAAAAAGAAAGAAAUGCAGGAUGAGAUUAGAUUGAAACAUGGGUUAGAGUUAAUAUUGUCCAAUUGUGUAAUCGACGACAACGAUCCAUUUAUCAAAGAAAGAUGUAUUACUUGCAUUAAAUUUCUACUUGAAGGUAAUGAAGAAAACCAAGCAUUUGUCGCUAGUCUAGAAGCAAAGAGAGCAGCAGAUGAUGGUACAUUAUCUGAAGCUGGAUAUCAAGUAGACAUCGACAAAAACGGUGAAAUUAACUUGCUUCCAAAGAAAUAA